AGUUGAACAGUUUAAACCCUCAGAGCUGCUCCUCUUAUUUCUGGUUUUCUCUCUCUGGAUGCAGGAGAUGAACAUCUCUUAAUGAGGCAGCAGUGAUGACGUCACUCGGAUUGACUCCUCCCCUUUCUCUGCUGUUUCUGCUCAUGGUUUCAGGAGGUGUUGUUUCUCAGCAGUGGGCUGUGUUUUACACACCAAGCUCCAUCUGUGCUGGAAAGGGAUCUACAGUGACUCUGGGCUGCAGAUACGCAUAUCCAACAUAUUCAACAUAUCCAACUCGGUAUAAAGUUGAGAAAACUUUCUGGACCAGAGAACAGGUUCAAAAUGGUAAAGAGCCUCCUGAUCUGUCUUCAGACCGAAAGUACAGAGACAGGGUUCAGUACCUUGGAGACAAACGGAGUGACUGCCGUCUCAGACUGAGUGAUGUGAGAAAACAGGACCAAGGCCCAUACUACUUCAGAUUUAUAACAGACAUAUAUGGUGGAAAGUUUCAAGGUGUACCUGGAGUUUUUCUUUCUGUCAGAGAGCUUCAGGUGGAGAUGAUUCCUGAUGAAGUGGUUGAGGGAAAGACAGUCACUCUCACAUGUAAAAACACCUGCAGCCCGACUGUCUCCUGGUACAAAAGUGGAAAUCUUUUAUCCUCCUCCUCUAACCGUCUCCGUCUGCGGUCAGUCAGUCAGAGGGAUUCAGGUGAUUACAGCUGUGCUGCACAGGGAGAAGAUUAUCGCUCCCCUGCUGUCACUCUUGAUGUCCAAUAUCCUCCAAAGAACGUCUCCGUGUCCAUCAGUCCCUCUGGUGAGAUGGUGGAGGGCAGUUCAGUGACUCUGACCUGCAGCAGUGAUGCGAACCCACCUGUGGAGACCUACAGCUGGUAUAAGGUGAAUGAAAGCUCACCUGUAGGAUCUGGACAGAGUUACAGCUUCACGUUGAGCUUCAGCAGCAGUGGAUGGUUUUACUGUGUGGCUCAGAAUAAAUACGGGAAUCAGAGAGCAGCUGCAGUGCCUCUCACUGUCAAUGGGGGCAGAAGUGUCGUUCUGUAUGUAGUUCUUGGAGUCACGGUUGGAUUUGGAUGUUUAUUUGUCAUCAUUGGUGUUUUAUUCAUGUGGAGAAAGAGGAGAGCUUCAGCUGAAGAUGCCAAGUCAAGUCAGGAAAAUACCUACAGCACCGUGAACUUGAGUGGUGCAACCAACAAUCCAAUACCUGAUCCAAAUCUGGUCAAUCAGGAUGAUGUUCAGUAUGCAAGUAUUCAGCACCACAGUGACCCCAGGAGGGCAGGAAAUUCAGUGCAAACUGCUGACUCUGGAACUGCUGAGGAGGUUCAGUAUGCUACUGUCCAACACCGGCAUAACCCAGUGGCGGAAAAGAGUGAAGAUGAUGAUGAUCAGUAUGCUAAUAUCAGGUUGAAAUCGCACUGAUGCUGCCUGCAGGUUAAAGAAACCAAAAUGAUCAGAAUGUGUUUUCUGUUCCUGCAUUUGAAGAUUUGUCCGUGAUUUCCAGCGGUUGAAGCAAACAAAAUUCCAAGGCUCUGUUUGGGACAAAUGAGAACUGAACAUUUAUCCAAUUAUAGGCAACGGAAACUAAAGCUAAAGAAAGAAAACAAGGAAUUGGUUGGCUCUAAAUCACCUCCAUUAUUUUAAGUGUUCUACAUUUUUUUGCAUGAUUAUUUUGUCGAGCAUUCCUCCUGAGAUGCAAAAGAAACAUCCCGGUUAAUUGUUUUAAGGACUCCAAACACUUCGCUUAACAGAACCAAACCACAUUUCUGUUUUGGAUGCAACUUCCAAGAUAACCUCGAAAAUCUGUUACCUUGGGACGUCAAUCAGGUUUUACAAAAGAUUACAACAAAUACUUGGGAAUAGACGUUCUUGUGUUACUGCAUCAUAGCUUUAAUGCAACUGCAAGCAUAUGACUGUACCACUUAAAGAUUAACAUAUCUUCUCUUAAAUGGGUAUAACUUACAGAAAACUUUCUUAAUCGAUAUAAAAUUCUAUUUUAUGUUAAAUUGUACAAGAUUUUUUCUUCUCUGAAAUGCUAAGCUUUCAAUAAUGGCAGGCAGUAAGUCGAGCAAUUGACAGCAUUUACUUUUAAGAAUUUGCGCUUCAGCUUAGUAGCAACUUAGUUCGCUUUUAAUAAUGCAGAUUAUUUGUAUAUUAACUCCCUCCCAGAUUGUAAUUAACCCAUUAAUCUGAUUUACUCACAAUUUUCAAUUACACACUCUGUGUCCAAAACUAUGUGGACACCUGACCAUCACACCCAUUUGCGGUUCUUUCUCAAACUGGUACCACAAAGUCUGAAGCACACGAUUGUAUAGAACGUCUUUGUAUGCUGUUGCAUUAAAGGUAGACUGCCUUUCAGAUUUUUCAAGCGUGGGUCAUAAAAAUAAUUUUCCGUGACACUCAAUUAUUUUUGUUUAGUGGACUGAAAGUUACUGAAUUCCAAAUCACAGACUUCCAAUUUUAUUAGUUUUUUUUUAAUAGAACAAUUAAUGAAUUUAAGGCCACAUGGCCCUAAAUUCUCUGCUAUUUUUUCCUGCUUCACCAUGACCCAAUUCAAGAUACAUCAUCACAUGGUGGGCUUUUCCCGUUCAUGCAAGGCAUUGUGGGAUACAAAUUUGAAACAGGAGAGAAAAACGGAGGACGUGAGUGUGCGAAUGAAACGUGAAAGACCAAGUACAGUAACGGAAAGAAAGCAACAGGGUUCGUACGGCCUGGAAAAACCUGGAAUUUCAAAAUAUGCCCUAAAGGCCUGGAAAAGUGCUUGAAAUUCAUAUUGAGUCCUUGAAAAUCCUGGAAAAUUGGCCUUAAACAAAUAAAAUGAUAAAAUGCCCUUAUUGUAGGUUAUAUCUAAAGUUUCUGUACACGCACGCAUACGUGGUUUCAUAGAAAACUCAUAGUGACGAUCAACCAUCGGUAUUCAAUGUUUAUAGUGACGCAAACACCAUCUGUUGGUAAAAUAAUAAGAUGCAAUGCUGUGAUUUGAUGCAUGCGUUAUAGGUCUGUACAAAAUGGCGCCACCCGCAAACAUCAUGCGUUAGCUCAUAAGCGAUCAGCUUUCGGUAGUUUUAGUGUAGUUUUUUUUUUUAAGUUAUAUAUAUAUAUAUAUAUUUUUAUUAAAUGUGAUGCCUGGAAAUUGUUCGUUUAGUGAUCGAUGGCUACAAAAGCCAGAAUACGGGAAGUGGCUGCGGCGAGUGCUGGGAGACAGACACAAAGCACAGUGCACAUUAUGCGUGAAGACGUUUGACAUAUCUAACAAGGGCGAGGCUGCUAUCACAAGCCACCAAAAGGGAAAGAAACACCAAGAACAGGUGUCCAUGAUAGCGAACUGCAUGCGAAUCGCGGAUAUAUGCCCGUCGGUAAACACAACCUCAUCAGCGUCGUCAUCGGUCGUCACUAACUUGACUAAGCCACCUGAUGCAGUGCCGCAGCCAAGUACGUCUGCCACGAAUACCGACAGUGACAACAGAACAUGCAAAGGUAGAUUAGACAGUUAUUUUUCGCGAAACGACACAUUAAAAUCAGAGAUAAUUUGGUGUCUGCAUAUCGUCACAACUCAUUCAUCAUGUAAGUCAUCUGAAGGCACAAAUAAGCUUUUUUGUGAUAUGUUUCCUGAUAGUGCCAUAGCAAAGUCAUUUGGGUGUGGUGAAUCAAAAUGUGCUCGUCUUGCUAAAUGGGGGAAAUCGCUCCUCAUUUCAAGUCUCUCUUGAUAAAAGCAGCGAAUAGUCAGGGAAAUUUUGUGCUUAUGUUUGAUGAGAGUUUGAACUUUGAAAACCAGAAGAAACAGCUUGAUGUCAUAAGCUAUAAAUACAGAAGAUUAAGUGCUCAUAAUUAUUGUAUAAUAAUACUGCUUGAUAUAUUUAUUUUCCAGUACACAGUGGGUUGUUGCACAUAUUUAUA
Molecule: messenger RNA, 3887 nt
Organism: Neoarius graeffei (lesser salmon catfish)
Lineage: Eukaryota; Metazoa; Chordata; Actinopteri; Siluriformes; Ariidae
Product: B-cell receptor CD22-like
Exons: 9
Coding region: 96-1412 (438 amino acids)
Source: RefSeq, a predicted model, not a curated record